CUCGGAUAGAAUCGCUUUCAAAAUCUCAUCGAUUCGUCGUCGUAGUUUGCACCCUUGAGGGGGGUCGACGACGAAUCUCCCUGAAGUGAGAGGAACGUAUAGUUGGCGAGCCUGCAACGGGGCUGCUUUGCCGCUGCGAGAGGAGCAAAACAAUAUGCAUUCGCGGCCAUAUUUGUUUACCGAUGAUCGAUUGAACGUGUCGGAACGCGAAUACACUCGCGCAACAGCCUGAUAUGUGUGAUGGAUUAUACGUAAACUUAUAUCUAAAUAUAUAACAGUAAAGUAGGCACUUAUCCUAUGAAUAAACGGACAAAUCCAUGAACGAAUUGUAAAAGCAAUGAAAAAAUUACAUAACCAAACUUUUAUACGUAAAUGACUGUAACGAUUUAUGAACGUGUAUCUAAGUCUGAUGAAAUAUGUAGGUCUGAAAAAAUGUUCGAGAAAAAUGCGAAGCUGUGAAGUAUGUCGAAAAUUCGGAAAAAAAGGGCAAGAAUUUGUAAAAGAAUAUUCGAAAAUGAGCGUAACGUUGACGUAAUUUCAUAAAUUUCCUCGAUUCCCCGUUCAAGUUCGUAAAAAAAAUUUGUGAUGAAAUGCAAGUAGAUGGCGCUGUCGCGCAGCAACGACGAUGGUGUUCGAGGGAUGAAAACGUGUGAUGCAAUAACAAAUAUGGCGGGACAUAGAAUUUGGUCACGCGUCUCAUUGGCGCUUUUUAGUUUGGAGGUAACGAGGGGAGAUUUGACGCCAGAUGUCCUUUCUCCGAGUACUGGAGAUUCUCGAGCCACCCUCUUUCUCUCUACGCUGUAUUGUGUAUUAUUUUUCUUUAUUUUUGUACGGAACGAGAGAGAGGGCCCGCGUACCAUAUAUAAACGGGUGCGCGACUGCGCUUUGACGCCCUCGCUCGCCAUGCUGCUUCACAUAUAUACAAAACCGUGUAUAUUUAUUUUUUUCCCCCCUAACGAGGCGAGCGCAUGACCAGAGCGAAAAUCGUAUAAGCGUACAGGCGAAACAGUAGGGAAACAGCAGCGGUAGAGAACAGUAUAUGGAACGAGUUGAGGUGUGAUUUUGAGAAUAAGGGGAUAGUAGAAUAAAAAUUACAAGUUUUUGAGUAUGAAGAGGACGUGAAUCGAGUGUGAAAACGGGAAAAUCGACAUCGUGUUAUUUUUUCGUUACUUCCGAUCAAGCCGGCUCGUUAUCAACGGAAGAGUAAUGAAUAGGGUUGAUUUUAAAAACAGAAGAAAUUAAAUGCAUGAGCAAAGUUCUCAUUAACUGAAAAUAGGAAUUAUCAGGUUGACGUCGAGUUCGAAAUGUAUUUUGAAAUAAUCACAAUCGCGAGGCUGGGCAUUCGUGUAUCUAGUUAACUAAAGGGAGGCAGAGAACUAAACGUUUAAAAAAAGCUCAAUUCUAUCUACGAGAAGUGUGUUUACGGGCACUACUGUUUGGCCAAUUAGAGCGAGUACAGUGCGUGCUGAAAGUUAUGGAGUCCGGAAGUGAUUACUGGAAAAGCCUGUGAGAUGAUUUCAUCUUUAAUAUUUCUUGCAGGCUUGUCAUUCUUGGCAUAAUUCGUUUUUUCGUGCGAUUAAUAAAUAACGGCGAAAGUGUAAAAGGAAUUUUUUUCGUGUGUAAAAGAGAGAAAGAGGAAAAAAGUGCUUCGACGCGAAAGAGGCGAGGAUGGAACGAGCAUGAGCGAAAGAUCGAUCGCUAUAUAGCGAAGGAGAGAGCGCGGGCUACGAGAGGACAAAAUUUUUGUAAUAGUUUCUCUCUCUCUCUUUUCUUUCUUUCUCGUCGCUCUCUCUCUCUCUCUCUCCCUCUCGCUACAGCAGGGCAGCUCUCUUUUACUUCUCGUGCUCCUGCGACUAAACGUCCUAUCUUCGCAUGUCAAACCGUACACACGGUUCGCUCGCCUCAGCAGAGUGCACGCCUCGACUCAUCGACGGGACGGAUUGCUAUACGAGGAAACGGGGCGCGAGACUCGAAUUAGAUGAUUAAAAAAGAAAAUCAAAUUUAAAGUCCUCGGGGGAGAGAGAGAGAGAGAGAAAAAAAGAGCUAAAUUGAAAGAUUGGAAAGUUAGAAAAUAACAAAACAGAAAACACGACGUUGGAGUUGAGAAAGAAAUGGCUUCGGGAUUGCCGGGCAGUCAUCGGAGGAAACUCGGUCCGGCGCCAAUAGCAUCGUUCGAGGAUCUUUCGGACGAGUUGGAAAACGAAGCGGAUGUACUAGCUGCCUGUCUGCCUCAACCACCACCACCACCACUACCACCCAACUCCAUCACCUACCACCACCACCACCAUCAUAACGUUCAAAUCCAAGAGGCCCCGAAAAACAUCGCCGAGGAAUUAUCAUUUAAAUUGUAAUGCAGGCUGAAGCGAGCGUGGUACGAAUGCCGGGAAUCGUCGAGGUCACCACACCCGUUAUUCCGGGAAGCUCUCUCAAAACACCCAGCACUCCUAGAAUCGACAUCAGUCGCGCAAGCAGCUCGUCCCAUCAUGAGGACAGCAACAACUCACGGGAAUCGUCACCCGAACGCGAGCUUCUUGCCGGAGGCGAGCCUCCGGUCGGAUGCAAGCUAUCACUCGGGUACAAGGAAGAUGUUCAAGACCUGCGAUCAUCGACGGAGGAAUUGGAUCUUCAGGACCCAAUUCACGAGCAAGAUCUCAAAAGGGAGGCGAAGAAAGCGCGGAGGAGAAGAGAGGGCGGAACGCAAUCGGAGUGCGGGGGCACGAGCUCGAGGCUGCAGGAACGCGAGCGCAAAGAUAGCAAUUGCUCGGAAAUCAUUUUGCUCAAUAUCAGUGGCAGAACGUCGAGAUUAUCCUCGGUUGGCAGUCAGGGCUCCGGAGUUUCCGGUAAAUUGUCGGUUCUCUCGGCCACGUCUUCCAGGUCACCGAGUCCUCACAAAUGUCUUUUGGAGACUUCGUUUUGCGGGAGCAAACCAACGUUGGCUGAUAAUUUGAUAGAGCCAUCGAAGCCGGAGACUGACGAUUUGGAAAAAAUACUUUUGAAGCGAGAGGCUGACACGACGAAGGCUCUCAUCCCUGACAAUAUAAAAGUGCCGAUUGUCGGUGGCAACAUCAAGCCUGAUCCUCUGGAUAAACCGAGACGACGCGGUCGCGAAGAAAGGAAAGAAAUAUUCAAGCGCGAAGUCGAAAUCACGAAGAAAGUCCUCGAAAGAGUCAACAUAGAAGUUCCCAUUGUGAUAAAAAAACCUGAAAGCCAUCAGGCCGAUCCUGAUAAAAUUGAAAAUACCAUGGUUGUUCAAGAUGUUCAAAAACCUGCGACUCUGAAUUUGAACGAAAAGAGGAAAAAGGCUCCAAAUUUUAAGGAAAUCCCACCGACAACACCGACCAAUAUUGCCAGCCUCGGGGGAAGCCCUAAAUUACCGAGGCAUCAGAAAAUUCGAGAUCUCGAGGGCUCCAGGACCCCGAGCCCUUCCUCGGUCUCGAGGAAAAGCAGCUUCGCUUCGUUGUUCAAGGACUGUACGACGAGUACAUUCUUAAGUAUAUUUUGCAAUUUAUCUCAGGGUAAAACGGAGGGAAGCGUGAUAAGCCCGGAAUCGCCGAGUCCGAGUACAAAGCCCCGUCGGAGUUUGACGACCAAAAUAAAAGACACGACGGAGAGUUUGAGGAGUAGAUCGAAAUCGCGUGAGCGUGUGUCGAUCGACAAGGGCUCAUCGUUGAAGCGUGACUCGAAAAACAAAAACGUCUUUACGUCUACGUUGAGUUUGUUUAAAAAACGGGAGAGAAAGAAGAGCACGGACGAUGGAACGAGCACGCCGGAAAUGGAAAUAGCGACGGGGGAUAAUCCCUCGUUAGAAAGUAUCGGAAACGUAGAAUUUACGUUCGACACCGAUCGAGCAAGCCGUAAGAACGAGGAUUCCAUUUUUAUAAGUCUUCAUGCAGAUUCGCGAAACUACGAGGUCGCUUUGCCUUCGGAGAGUGUUUCAAUCCCUCUGGAAACCCCGACUAAAUUAUUAGACGAGUAUGAGAAUGAAGCACCGAGCAGCAGCAUCGUAACGGAAGUUUCGAUCGAGCAUCAAGCUUCGAUAUCGAGGAUAAGAACGGAAGCCAAGAUUGAAAAUACGUGGUCGUCGAGUCGCGACAGUAUCCCCAACUCCUCGAGGCCGGCGAGUGUAACGAUCGAGUCUCAAGUUCCGAAAAGUAGCUCGAGAGAUUCAAAAAUUAGUGUCCAGAGCCCGGGAGAAAUAGCGGUCGUUUCGAGGUCCGGUUCCGUCGAUUUUUCAUCGAAAAUUGGCGAACUCCGAACCUCUACGAGCUUUGGAAAAAAUUCCGGUGAGAAGAAAUCCCCUGAAAUCACUAAACCGAAACGGAAGAGCAAAGAAACUCGUCAAUCUUCUCCAACACAAAUUGAAAAUGAUUUCAUCGACCGAGAGCCCAAAGUAGAGUCACAAAAAAGUGAAAUUAUUGAUUUUCCUUUCCCAUCAGCUACACACAGCGAUACGAGGCCGGAUGAACAUUUAUUGGCCAAACCUCCCCAAGUCAGUCUCGAAAAAACGCCCAGUAUCAUUUCCGACCUUGAUCACAAUAGCUCCGAAUCUGAAAGGGACUCGGAAAUCGAUUUUAUAAGAAACAAAGCUGAGAGGGUUGUCGAAGAACUACCUGAUGAACGUAAAGGCUUGUGUUACGAGGAAAGCUUCGAGGAAGAUCUUCCAUAUGUGCCGACCACAUUGCCGAUGGAAAAAAGCGUCGCCGUGCCCAUUUUACCGAUUAAACAACGCGUACAGGAAGUCAGGACGAUACCAACGGAACGACCGAGAUCGACGACACCGAUAAACCCAACGCUUCUGGAUGAGUUUGUGAUGCAAACGCCGCACGACGAGAAGCGUACAGACAGAAUGAAAAUAUCGUUGCCACGUGAGGACAGUUUCAAGUUGAAAAGUCCGCGCAAGCAUCAGACAAAUACGUUCACAGAAUUCGCAGGUCGAGUUGUGUUGGACGGGAAUCGUCGAGUGACAGGAAAGUCGCCGAGCCCACCGCCGCCGUUGCCGCCGAGAGCACCAGCUGUUCGUCCCACCAAUUGGAUUAAUUUUGAAGAAAUUCCAGAGCGUCGGAAAGCUCCGAAGAGAAUUCAAACUAUUCCACGAACGGAGGAGGACUCGAAGGGCGGUUACAGUUACGUACAACCGGAGGAGUGCAGAUGCGAGUGUCACGAGGAAUCGCGAAAAAAUCCAUCCGCCUCAAGUUCAACGAGCACCUCGAAUCUUCCCACAAACGUCAACGUGACCCCUGGAAACACCUCCGGUGCAAGAACAUCUUCGACCUGUGGAACGAACGGUGAACGUUCCUGUAACGGUGACAAUUGUUCCAACGUACCAGCCCCACUACCGCCGCCAUCGUCCGGUGAUCGUGCCAGCAUCGUCAGUGACAGCUCCCUCGACUACAGCCUCAGCAUCGAGGAUCAUCUCAACAAUCAAACGAAUCUGCUACCAUCCAUGACACCCUUCUCCAUGGAUCUCGAUGUUGGAUCGAAUCGAUCGAGCCUCAUCUCUCAAGAGGACAACGAUGAUCCUCAUCCCGCUUAAUACCAACAACCGCAACACUAUCUUUUUCAAUUGAGCUCUAUAAGUCGUCUUUUCUUCAUUCUUUUCAGUCAAACUAUGAGAAUUUUACAUACAUCGGACGCUCUAUUCGAUUGUCUCUGUUCAUUCGUAUAACAAUUUAUUAUAUUUCGUAUUGAUUUUCGCUUUUCUAAAUGUGAAUUUAAUCGAUUAUCAACGUAAUACCUCUUUUUUAAUUUUAAUUUUUCUGACUUUUUUACAAAUUUUCCUGCGAAUAAUGAAUGUAAUUACGAAAUUUGUCAUUCUCCGAGUUAAAACUUUGCAAUCGUGUGAUUUUCUCGGUACACUAUCGUCGGAUGAACUCUACCAAAUAGUUUUUCGGAACAGUUGUUGUUGUUGUUCGGAGGAUAAAUGAAAAUAUAUAACGGAACAAUUGGGAGUUUCGUUUUCCCUCGUACUGAGAAAGUUUGGAAUGUGCUAGGUAGAUUGAAAAGCGUGAAAUUGUAUCUGCGAAAGCUCCGUGCCGAGCCUGUUGAGAGAGUUUGACCCUGUUGCGAGUGCUCGAACAACACGGGCCUGAAACAUUUGUUACGUUGUUCCGCGCAGAUUGAUAUUGCGACUAUCAAUCAACAGCUCACGAUGUACAGAAUUUCACAAAAAUUCAUUCGAAAAAACCCACGUUGGAAAACGAUCAACUGUGAGCCAUAGUGAAAGACGAAAAUAUUUCUCGAGACCAUUUGAUCACGGAAUUUCAUGAUCUUUUCUCGCAAUUUCGAAUUCAAUUUUCGGGACGUUCUGUAUAUAUAAAUGUGUAUACUAGUUAGAAAAACAUUUUUCGACCGAUGGACAUUGAAAAGUUGAUUGGAUCGGAGAUGAGACCAAGGAAAUGUGAAAUUUUUCAAAUUCCACGAUCCAGAUAUAAACUUAUUUAUAAACAAAGUCUUCGUUGACGUCAAGUGCAACAAUUAAAAGGUCACGAUAAAUUGCAUUCGUUUUCUAUUUAAAGUCAAUUUUUUUUAUUACUCUUAUACAUUUUUGUUAAUGAACUACUACACUUAGGUCUUAUUAAGAUUUUUUCAUUGAUUCUAUCUCAAUUUGAUAUUAAGUUGCUUCGCCAAUUUUGCUUCCCGAAUUACGUUAAUUGUAUAGAGGAGCGAAUUAUUAUUGAUCAUUAUUCUUAUUACUAAAUAAAGAAUAAAAUCAUGAAAAACUGUAGAUUUUAUCAGCGGUUCAUUCGAAAAACUCAUCAAAAUUAUCAUCGAUUUUUCUAGAAAAGGGAAAACAUACAUAUAUUAAUUAAGUUAUUUAUCGAUGUAGGAAUUGCGGAGGGAAACCAUCCGCGAUUCAACCGAAAUCCUUGUUGAUGUUGUAAAAAAAACCAAAAUUACGGUUCUACUCGCACCAAUCUCUUUUCCUUUUCGUGUUUUAGUAUUAUCAAAUCACGUAGAUAUAUCAAUUCAAAUUCAUAAUCAAACUCGCGAUCGUUUUCGAGCGACAAAAACAAACGAAAAAGUCAUUUUAUCACGAUUUAUAGAGUGUGUAAGAAGGUUGAUUGGGCGUUCCAAAAUCGAUACUCGAACACAUAGUCGUCGAAUUCGUCGAUAAUAUCACAUUAUCGAAAAUUGCUUUAAAACACAAUCUUGCGGGCUGAGAUUUGUGGAAUCUGAAAUUUUGACUUUCGUGCAUUCGAAAAGAAAAGUGUCUUGAAUUGAAAUGAAUUCAUGCACUUUUUCCAACAGGAAAGCAAAUUCACGUCAUUUUCAUCUCUCCGUCAAAGUUCUUUGGUUAUCAUUAUCAUUAUACUGAAAUCUUAAGUUUGAGUUUAAACUCGCUGGAAAACGACAAAAUCAAAACAAAAUGAAAUUUUCAUUUUCACAAUUAUCGAUGAGGAUAGCAGAGUUUGAUUUUCUUCUUCGUUAAAGAAACAACAAUAACAAAAGAAGCUAAUGGAAAAAUCUCAAUGUUUCUCAUCGCAUGGUUCUCAUUCAUUGGCCCAUUAUUCUUCUCGACGCGUCUAUGCCAAUAUUGACUCGAGCUCUUUUCUCCCGAAGAUUCAUUGAACGUAUUUUCUACGCGAUAAGAGAACAAAGAAACUAUACUGUGUUCAAACGAAUAACUAAUUCACUAAAUGAUUACAUAUUAUGAAUAAAUGAUAAAUAUAGCGCUAGUAUGAAUAUGUAUCGUAUUCGAAAUACGAUUAAGAGUUCACGGACUCUUUGAACAUCGAUGUACCAGCUGUAUUCAAAUAUUUCCCGAAACCAACUUGAUUUUUACGAAGCUUGACAUUUUUAUCGAUUUAUCAUGUUUAUCGCCACUUUUUUCGCAGCCUGGUACAAAGAAUUUCAAAUCAUACAAAAACAAACAAUAAAGUACUAUUCGACGUUCCAAGCAAAAGUGCGUAAUGGAAUUGAUGAAUACGAGUAACCUCAAAAUCUGUUCGAAUCAGAGUUUUCACCCUGCCAAAUAAAAAAAUCUUUCCAAGAUUGUUUCGUUUGAGCGUGUCGUUGGUCGGAACAUUUGUAACCAAAAUCUCAAUCAUGCUCGUUUUCAAUUUCUGCCUCGGUAGUAAAUAUCUUUAUUCUCAUUUCCCGACAAAACUUUCAUCGUUUGUUGAUAUAAGAAACCCUUGUAUUUGAUAAAUUUACUGAAAAAAAAAAACAAACAAAAAACAAAAAUAGGGUUAGAAAACUCUGUUUCCCGUAAACCACGUGAUCUUGACACGAUAGUUCCCGAAGCGUCCGCAUCAGAUGCCGCGUCACACUAUAUAACGAUAUGUAUAUCUAUAUAUAUAUAAAUAUGAUGUAUUUUACAAACACCGGAUUUACACACAAAACCGGAAGCAACAAUUAUUCAAUUAAAAUCUCGCCUCGUACCAAAAAAGAAGACAAAAACAAAGACAAUUAACACGAUUACGAAAUUAUGCGAAAUAUUGAUUGGAAAGUUAUUGUAUAUUGUAAAACUUUUACGUUGCCCGCGCGAGAAAGAGCGAGAGAGAGAGAGAGAGAGAGACGGAAUGCCUGCGGUGUGUACAUGAAAGAAAAGCAGCAGUUUUUUUUCGGAACUCCGAUGUGUAGAAAAAUAACAAAUCGAGAUGUAACCUCGUUAUUUAUCUCUUAUGCGUAUUGACUUGUAUGAGUUCUCGAAAAAAAAAAAAAAAAAAUAAUAAUCGCGAAGAUAAACCCAUUUUCACUCCUAUCGUGUUGCAUAAAUAAAAAAAAAAAUGAUUAAUUUACUCCAGUUUUUCUUGCAUCCUGAGGAAAUUCGAAGGGUGGAAACCGAAAAAGUAGAAAAAGAAUUUGCUCUUGAUGACAAUCGCACACGAUCAUUUUUUGCGAAGCGUCGUAGCCAAAUGAUGAAAAAAAGUAUUUGGAUAUAAUUAACCUAAUAUGUCGCGGAAAGUCCCUAUAGCAAUAAACUCGGAAAAAAAUAAAAAAAAAAGAGCAACCCAAAGUCAUACGACUCGAUUAAAGACGCGUACAAGUAUAAGCAAAGAAUAUUUGAAUGUUUCUAAUGUUAUGUAAAUAAGACUUAUCGAACAGAAUUAUGAAGGAUGAAGGAAACAAAAGAAUGAGCAUGCAAGAGAAAAGUCACAUUUUCAAGUAUACUAAAAAACAAAAUGAAACAAAAAGAAAAUACAAUUGAAAUCGUGCGUACGAUGGGGAGAAAAUCGUACCGCGUGAAGGGUUCGAAAGAAAUAAAAUGUUUAUGUGUUUUCA
Messenger RNA from Venturia canescens, 9225 nucleotides. RefSeq lists its product as uncharacterized. The record is from RefSeq and is a predicted model, not a curated record. NCBI's taxonomy places the organism in Eukaryota, Metazoa, Arthropoda, Insecta, Hymenoptera, Ichneumonidae. Bases 2351 to 5533 code for a protein of 1060 amino acids. The transcript has 10 exons.